AUGGUGGAGGGUGGUGGUGGUAGUUGUCGGGUGGAGAUGGUGGAAGGGGGUGGUGGUUUUUGUUCGAUCUCCUCCGAUCAAGAUUUCAUUUUGUUCAAUCGUUCAAGCAUCCAUUCAUUUUGUUCUUACCCCCUCUUCUAUGAUGUGGAACCCACCGAGGUCCGCAAACAAAGUGGGGCAGUUGGAAAAGCGUUUGCCAAACAUGAAAAGGAAGAGGCUGCUGAGAGAUGGAGAAAUGCUUUGUCAGAAGCAGCCGGUCUGGCUGGGUGGGAGUUGAAGACCACUUUUGAUGGGCAUGAAGCUAAGUUCAUUAAAAAAAUUGUUGAAGACAUUUCGCUAAAGCUACAUUCCAUCAAUUUUAGUGUUGACGAGAACUUAGUAGGCAUGGAGACUCGGGUAAAUGAUAUAGUUUCAUCUUUAGAAACUGGCUAUGAGGGUGUUCAGAUGAUAGGGAUCAAGGGGAUGGGAGGUAAAAGCUUUGUGGAAAAUGUUAGAGAAGUUUCAAAAGGCUCUCUCUCCGGUUUGAAGGAAUUGCAAAAACAUGUCCUUUCAGACGUGUUAAAUGAUCCAUACAUUGAUAUAAGAAAUGUCUCUGAUGGGAAAAAUAUGAUGAAAAAGAUGAUGUGUAGUAGAAAGGUUCUUGUUGUUCUAGAUGAUGUGGAUCAUAUUGAACAACUUGAGGCGUUAGCUGGUAAUCCUAAUUGGUUUAAGCCGGGAAGUAUAAUUAUCAUCACAACAAGAGAUGAACAAGUGUUGGUUGCACACGGAGUUCAUGUUGACAAUAUUCAUAAUGUCAAUUUGUUAUUAGACGAGGAAGCACUUUGCCUCUUUAAUAUGCAUGCAUUUAAGAGAGAGAUACCAAUUCAAAUGUAUGAAGAGCUAUCAGGAGAAGUUGUACGUUAUGCUGCUGGCCUUCCCUUAACAAUCAAAGUCUUGGGUUCAUUUCUUUCUGGUAGAACAAAACGUGAAUGGGAAAAUACAAUAGAAAGACUGGACACAAUUCCGUUGAAGGAAACUUUGGAAAAAUUGGAGCUAAGCUACGACGGUCUAGAGCAUGAUCAACAACAAAUAUUCCUAGAUGUUGCAUGCAUACUGAAAGGUGAAAGGAAAGACAAUCAGAGUCUUGAAAGUUGUGGAUUUUGUGCCGAAAUAGGUUUAAGAAUUCUUGAGCAGAGAUCUUUGAUAACUAUAUCUAGUGAUGGUCAUUUGCUCAUGCAUGACCAUAUACAAGAAAUGGGUAGAUAUAUUGUUCGUCGUUUGCACCCUUAUGAGCCUGAGAGACAUAAUCGGUUAUGGAUUAAACAAGAGAUUGAAGAUGUAUUGGUUAAUGACUUGGGUACCGAAGCAACAAGAUGUAUAAAGCUGGUUGAUUCGAAUUUGCAUCCAGCUGUAAUUAUGAAAGGCCUUAGAAAGAUGAAUGAUCUUAGAUUUAUUCACGUCAAUACCCAUUUUGGUGAAGUUGAUGAAGUUGACCGAUAUUUACCAAAUACUCUACGAUCACUACAUUGGCCUGGAUACCCGCUUGAGUGUUUACCUAACACAUUUCACGCAUAUAGACUCAUUGACCUUGCAAUGGUUCGAAGCAAAAUCUGUCAACUCUGGAAAUGGGGAGAAUAUAAGGUACUUAAUAAGCUGAGAUUCCUUGACCUCAAAUAUUCAAACUUGAGAACCUUUGACCUUGGGAUGACUCUACAGCUCGAGAUGUUAGAUCUUAGAGAAUGUAAUGACUUUCUUGAACUCCACAUGCCCGUCACUCUUCAAAAGCUCAAAUUCCUCAACCUAAGUGGUUCUAACGUGAGUACCCUUAAUCUCGCGCUGACUCCACAUCUUGAGAAGCUAACUUUGUCGAUAAAAGAUAUAAGGCAUCUUCCGAAUGGCAUUUGUAUGUUGAAACAUCUUAAAUAUCUGAAACUUAAAUCUUGUUGGCUUCUUGAGCAGUUACCAGAGGAUCUAUGUAGAUUAGAGUGUUUAGAGGAGUUACACCUAACGGAUUGUUCAGUCUUACAAGAUCUCCCGAACAACAUCUGUAUGAUGAAAAGUUUGAAAUACUUACAUCUCCCCUAUAGGCUCUCACUAUUUGCACACUGA
Molecule: messenger RNA, 2088 nt
Organism: Helianthus annuus (common sunflower)
Lineage: Eukaryota; Viridiplantae; Streptophyta; Magnoliopsida; Asterales; Asteraceae
Product: TMV resistance protein N
Exons: 6
Coding region: 1-2088 (695 amino acids)
Biological process (GO): signal transduction; defense response
Molecular function (GO): ADP binding
Source: RefSeq, a predicted model, not a curated record